Molecule: messenger RNA, 455 nt
Organism: Hibiscus syriacus
Lineage: Eukaryota; Viridiplantae; Streptophyta; Magnoliopsida; Malvales; Malvaceae
Exons: 4
Coding region: 18-455 (145 amino acids)
Source: RefSeq, a predicted model, not a curated record
UACUAAGUAACAUUAUAAUGGCAGCCUCCAGACCUGGCAUGCCUCAGCUGCGAGCAUCACAAACAAGCACACCUCGGCUAACUCCUCUGGCUUCCCCACCGAGUCUCUCAGCUUCUGCUUCUCCAACAAGAACAUCGAAGCCAGUGUCCCCUAGGAGCCAUUCGGUUUCGUUUUCUACCUCGAGAGGCAUGUUUGAUGAUAGGCCGUCGGUACCGAGCUCCGAUUCCAGAUCACUGACAGGACGCACUCGGGUCGAUGGAAAAGAAUUCUUCCUCCGAGCCAGGAACCGAUUGUCUUACGAGCAGUUCGGCUCAUUCCUGGCAAAUGUUAAAGAACUGAAUUCCCACAAGCAAACCAGAGAAGAGACUCUAAGGAAAGCAAACGAGAUUUUCAGCCCCGAAAACAGAGAUCUUUAUGCAAUCUUUGAGGGUCUGAUUAAUCGCAGCCUUCAUUAG